Messenger RNA from Paraphaeosphaeria sporulosa, 399 nucleotides. RefSeq lists its product as uncharacterized. Bases 1 to 399 code for a protein of 132 amino acids. The transcript is spliced from 3 exons. NCBI's taxonomy places the organism in Eukaryota, Fungi, Ascomycota, Dothideomycetes, Pleosporales, Didymosphaeriaceae. The record is from RefSeq and is a predicted model, not a curated record. Gene Ontology annotation, molecular function: carbon-sulfur lyase activity.
AUGGCCACCAACAAGACAAGUCAGAGAUACCAGGCGUCCUGCCACUGCCAGCUGAUCCGCUACACCGUCACGCUCUCCCCGCCGCUGCACGACCCCGAGAGUUGGGUCGUCGAAUGCAACUGUUCCAUCUGCGCGCGCAACGGGUACCUCAACGUUUACGUGCAGAACGAGUGCAUCCAGUUCGACAACGUGGAUCUGAAUAGCAACCUUGUCGAGAAAUACCGCUUCGGCAAGGAACGUGUGCAGCACUACUUUUGCAGCCGCUGCGGCAGCAGUCUGAUGGCGGAGAGCAUCGAGCCGGGCUUCUACGAGGGCGUCAAGGCGCUCAAUGUGCGGAUGUUCCAGGGGGUCGAUGUGAGGACGCUGCAGCGGCGGGAGGUGGACGGACGUAGCUUGUGA